CUGUUGCGGCCGGACAGCGGUGCCUCAUUCACGCACAAACCCGCACGCGUUUAACGAUAUAAACCUGCGCGGACAGAUCAGACGCAGGUGGUGGGAAUGUAACCGGAAACGCGUGGAAAGACGUGAAGAGCUCGAGUUUGUGCUGAAUAAAGGCGGGAAAAUAAAAAGCGGAAACGGAACGAGUUUAAUCAUGAAGGACUAAAUCAUCAUUUACACCAGAACCUGAACCACUAGAGCAUCACGCGCGCGCCAUGGCUGUCGGAGAGAUGAAGCUCCUGAAGCUGCUUCUGCUGCUCUGUGUCCUCGUUCUGUGUCUGGAUGAAGGCCUCGGCAAAGAAAAAUCAGCUAAGAAGGGCAAGAAGAAAGGAAAGCAGGUCUACUGCCCGUCGCAGCUCUCCUCAGAAGACCUCGCCCGGGUUCCUGCUAACUCCACGAGUAACAUCCUAAACCGGCUCCUGAUCAGCUACGACCCGAGAAUCCGCCCGAACUUCAAGGGAACACCUGUGGAGGAUCGUGUCAACAUCUUCAUCAACAGCUUUGGGUCCAUUCAGGAAACCACCAUGGAUUAUCGCGUGAACAUUUUCCUGCGUCAGCGCUGGAACGAUCCGCGUCUCCGGCUUCCUCAGGACUUUAAAUCAGAGUCUCUGACCGUCGACCCGAAGAUGUUUAAGUGUCUGUGGAAACCCGAUCUGUUCUUCGCCAACGAGAAGAGCGCCAACUUCCACGACGUCACGCAGGAGAACAUCCUGCUCUUCAUCUUCCGGAACGGGGACGUCCUCAUCAGCAUGAGGUUAUCAGUGACUCUCUCGUGUCCUCUCGACCUGACGCUUUUCCCCAUGGACACUCAGAGAUGCAAGAUGCAACUAGAGAGCUUUGGCUACACCACAGAUGACCUGCAGUUUAUGUGGCAGUCUGGAGAUCCAGUACAGAUGGAGGAAAUCGCUCUGCCUCAGUUCGAUAUCAGACAGGAGGACAUCGAGUACGGAAACUGCACCAAAUUUUACGCAGGAACCGGUUACUACACGUGUGUGGAGGUGAUCUUCACCCUCAGGAGGCAGGUGGGCUUCUACAUGAUGGGCGUGUACGCUCCUACGCUGCUCAUCGUCGUGCUCUCCUGGCUCUCCUUCUGGAUCAAUCCGGAUGCCAGCGCUGCCCGGGUUCCUCUGGGGAUCCUGUCGGUUCUCUCGCUGUCCUCAGAGUGCACUUCUCUGGCCUCGGAGCUGCCCAAGGUAUCGUACGUGAAGGCGAUUGAUAUCUGGCUGAUCGCAUGUUUGCUGUUUGGCUUCGCGUCACUGGUGGAGUACGCCGUGGUGCAGGUGAUGCUCAACAGCCCCAAACGCCUCGAGGCCGAGAAGGCGAAGAUUGCGAGCCGAGAGAAAGCGGAGAAUAGAGUGGCAACUAAAUUGAACAGUCUGAACGGAGCCGGAGGAACACCGUUACACAUCAGCACUCUACAGGUGACAGAGACGCGCUGUAAGAAGGUUUGCACGUCGAAGUCAGAUCUGCGUUCGAGUGACUUCAGCAUCGUCGGUUCUCUGCCGCGGGACUUCGAGCUCUCGAACUUUGACUGCUACGGGAAGCCGAUCAGCGUGGGAAACACGGCGGGAAAAACGCAGGCAAAGAACAACAAGAAACCUCCUCCGGCCAAACCGGUCAUCCCCUCCGCCGCCAAACGCAUCGACCUGUACGCACGCGCCCUCUUCCCCUUCACCUUCCUCUUCUUCAACAUCAUCUACUGGUCUGUUUACCUGUGACCCUCCACCAUCACUCCAUCACUGCAUUACUCUGUCACUUCAUCACUACAUCACUCCAUCACUUCAUCCCUCCAUCACUCCAUCUCUCCAUCACUUCAUCCCCCAUCACUCCAUCCCCAUCACUCCAUCCCCAUCACUCCAUCAGUCUAUCACUCCAUCACUCCAUCCCCAUCACUCCGUCAGUCUAUCACUCCAUCACUCCAUCAGUCUAUCACUCCAUCACUCCAUCCCCAUCACUCCAUCAGUCUAUCACUCCAUCACUCCAUCCCCAUCACUCCAUCAGUCUAUCACUCCAUCACUCCAUCCCCAUCACUGCAUCAGUCUAUCACUCCAUCACUCCAUCCCCAUCACUCCAUCAGUCUAUCACUCCAUCACUCCAUCCCCAUCACUCCAUCAGUCUAUCACUCCAUCACUCCAUCAGUCUAUCACUCCAUCACUCCAUCCCCAUCACUCCAUCCCCAUCACUCCAUCAGUCUAUCACUCCAUCACUCCAUCCCCAUCACUCCAUCAGUCUAUCACUCCAUCACUCCAUCCCCAUCACUCCAUCAGUCUAUCACUCCAUCGCUCCAUCCCCAUCACUCCAUCAGUCUAUCACUCCAUCACUCCAUCCCCAUCACUCCAUCAGUCUAUCACUCCAUCGCUCCAUCCCCAUCACUCCAUCAGUCUAUCACUCCAUCGCUCCAUCCCCAUCACUCCAUCAGUCUAUCACUCCAUCUGCCACCCGUCUCCAUCCGUCUGUCUCGAUCCUCAGGCAUCAAACAGAACAGUUCCACACACACACACACUCACACACACACACACACACACACACACUCUCGUGUACAGAGAUGAUAUGAAACAAGAGCGCUUAGGGAAGAUUACACUAAUAUUAUAAUCACUAUUUUAGAGUUGUUUUAAUGUAAAUACACAAAGAUGAUUUUAUUUCUCAUAGACUAAAUUUUAUUUAUUUAUUUAUGUAUUUAUUUUCUUUAUUAUGAUUCAUUUAUGCUAAUCUAUUUAACGUCUACACAGUUAUUAUGGAAAAGCAAUUAUUAUCGUGCAUGUGUUAAAUGUAUGAUAUAAAUAUUAAUAUAAUGAUAUCUUUCUGCUUCUGAUGAUUAUUUUUGGAUCUCCGCAUCAGAUGAUGAUGACGAUGAUGAUGAUUAUAAUGAUGAUGAUGAUGAUGAUGAUGAUGAUGAUGAUGAGCUUGUUGGUCUUGUACAGAAGAACACUGCCAUACUGAACUGUAUCGUUUGAUGAUCUUUCCGGCAUAUUCAUGUUCCUCCUGUGAUUGUGAAAAUUUACCCAUCAAUAAAACUAACAGGACCAACGGCUGUA
Messenger RNA from Ictalurus punctatus (channel catfish), 3071 nucleotides. It is a transcript of the gene glrbb, whose product is annotated as glycine receptor, beta b. NCBI's taxonomy places the organism in Eukaryota, Metazoa, Chordata, Actinopteri, Siluriformes, Ictaluridae. The transcript has 10 exons. Gene Ontology annotation, molecular function: neurotransmitter receptor activity; extracellularly glycine-gated chloride channel activity; transmembrane signaling receptor activity. Gene Ontology annotation, cellular component: neuron projection; postsynaptic membrane; synapse. The coding region runs from base 252 to 1754 and encodes 500 amino acids. The record is from RefSeq and is a predicted model, not a curated record. Gene Ontology annotation, biological process: chemical synaptic transmission; regulation of membrane potential; nervous system process.